ACCAGAGACGGGUUGAGCACAAAGAAUGACCGGGUAACCUUUGAGAGAAGGUGACCGGUCAUAUCAUCGCACUUGACAAACAUUGGUCCAGUAUCUCAGGCAUGGUGAACCACGUCAGAGGUCAAGAGGACACCCCGCCGCUCAUCCAUCACGAGGCACACAGUGAAAGGGAUGUUUGUCAUUUUGCAGGGCUCUCAUAUGAUGAGGAUGAUCUGGACAAGAUAGGAAGCGUAGCAAGAAAGCUGCGUGCCCUGGAAGAAAAGGUGGACGAGAAGGCGGGAGCAAAGAAGCACACCCUGGCCAAAUCACCCUUUUCGGCCAGGGUACAUGCACAAAAAUUGAGGCGUAAGGUCAAGCUCGACGUGGAAAAAUUCACUGGAAAGGAGGAUCCAAACGUCCACCUUGACACCUUCCACAAUGCAGCACAGAUGGCCGGGUGCACUGAUGCUGAGGAAUGCCUGCUCUUCUUCUCAUCCUUGAGAGGGAGGCCAGUGGAAUGGUUUAACGGCCUUCCCCAUGGCAGGAUAGGGUCCUUUGAAAAACUUGCUGAGGUUUUCCGCAAGAAGUACCAGGACAACUGCAUCAAGAGGAAGAAGUUUACCUACCUUAACACGGUAGGGCAGAGGGAGAAAGAGACCUUGACUCAAUUCUUAACCCGCUGGAGGGAUGAGGUUGACAAGGUAGAAGAAAUGGACGAUAAGACGUCCAUGUCUUUGUUGAUGAAUGUCUUUCGGUCAAGUGACCUCUACACUGAAUUCUGUAGGAGGCCGCCCUCCUCUUAUCAGGAAGCCUACAAUACGGCAUGGAAAUAUGCCGAGGCAGAAGUGCUGAACAAGAAUAAGCGGGAGCUGGAGGAAGGCUACACAAAGCCGAAAUCUGACAAGCUAAAGAAGGACGACCAGAUGGGAGGGUCCAAACUAAAGGCUACAUAUGACGGAUCCAUCCACCAAAUAAGGGAUGAUAAGAAGGGGGAGCAACCCAAGAGACAAUGGACGGAGAAGUGGUGCACAUACCACCAAUCCGAUUCCCACAACACGGCAGAUUGCCGAAAUGUCAAGGUUGUGCUCAAGGAGAUGGCCUUGAAAGGAGAGCUUGGGGAAGGUUACGCGACGGGUAAUAAGAAAGACCCGAAAGCGAACACCAGGACCCGUCAUCAGGGAAAAGACCAGGGAAGGAGAAAAUCCGGGAAGGAUAACAACAAUCCGGAUAAAGAAUUUGUACAAAUGAUUGUCGGCGGCCCGGAAGGCGGGGAUACUGCCUCCCAGCGGAAGAACUGGGCCAGGAGUUUGCACGUGGCGGUGGUUUCCCUGGAGUCACAUGGGAAGCAGGCAAGGAGGGAACCUAUCACUUUCACUGAUAGGGAUCUGCCCAGGACGGGGGGAGAUCAUAAUGACCCUUUGGUUAUUACAAUGGACAUCAAUGGAGCAGAUGUGGCCAGGGUCCUGGUUGACACAGGAAGCAGUGUCAAUGUUCUAUACUUGGAUGCUUUCAAGAAAUUGAAGCUGGACAGGUCCAUGUUGAGACCGUUGCAAACUCCAUUGUCAGGUUUCACUGGAGCUAGCAUAGAAGCGGAAGGUCAGAUCACCUUACCAGUUACCUUGGGGUCGGGAAACAGGACAGUGACCAAACAAAUGAGAUUUGUUGUGGUCGACAUCAAGUGUGUGCAUAAUGCCAUUCUAGGUAGGCCUGGGAUCAACCAAGUCAGGGCUAUUAUUUCCAUGGCACACUUAUGCAUGAAGUUUUACACUCCCAAUGGAAUCGGGGAGGAAAGGGGUGAUCAAAAGAACGCCCGGUCCUGCUACCUGGAAGCAGUGAAGAAGAUGACCCGCCAGUUCGAACAAAUUGAAUUGGUCUCCCAGCAGGUAGACAAGGGUGAGGAGAAGGCUAGGAUCGAGCCGGAUGCAAACACGGAGGAGAUCCAGAUUGAUGCCUCCAAUCCUGAGAGGAAGGUCAAAAUUGGGGCUGACCUUCAGGAAGAGCUUAGGACUGAGAUUGUCCAGGUGUUGACCAGGUAUAAAUCAUUAUUUUCCUGGAGUGUUGCUGAUAUGCCCGGGAUUGACCGGUCAGUCAUUUGCCAUCGUCUCUCUGUUCUUGAGGGCUCUAGGCCUCGGAACGAACACAUGUUCCCAUGUCUCGGCAUGCUAGCAAGACAAGUGUUAUCCGUUCCGGUAUCAACCGUAGCAGUUGAACGAGAAUUCAGUGCUGGCGGCAACAUUCUAACCGACUUUCGAAGUUGUCUUAGCGCUGAAUCUCUUGAAACACUUGUUUGCAACCAAGAUUGGCUCUUGGCAAGACGUCGAACUCAAGAGUCAACGUACCAACUCGAAUCGGAGCAUUACAUGAAUGCAAUAACAGAUGGAAGUCCGAGUUCUGAAGAAUAAGUUAUAAUUUUUUUGUUAAUGUAAAUAUGUAAUUAGUUUUUUUAGCUGAGCGAUAUAUAAGCUCCUUCGAGGGUUUUUCUUUACGGUUAUUUACCUCGUCGCUUUUUUUGAACCGUCAGGAUAUUAAAUGUGGUUGUUCUUC
Cuscuta campestris is the source of this 2523-nucleotide messenger RNA. NCBI's taxonomy places the organism in Eukaryota, Viridiplantae, Streptophyta, Magnoliopsida, Solanales, Convolvulaceae. The record is from the annotation of a GenBank genome assembly.